Acanthoscelides obtectus is the source of this 957-nucleotide messenger RNA. NCBI's taxonomy places the organism in Eukaryota, Metazoa, Arthropoda, Insecta, Coleoptera, Chrysomelidae. The record is from the annotation of a GenBank genome assembly.
AUGGAACUCAACCGAGAACAUUUUCGCGCCAUAAUUUGUUACAACUUUCAGAGACUAUUGUCGCAACAAGAAUGCCUUACUGAGUUACUGUCUGUUUUCGGCAACGAAGCGCUACAUCAGUCGACAAUUUCCCAUUGGUAUGGAAAAUUCAAACGUGGACGGGUGAGUCUUAGCGCCGAUCCCAGGAUGGGUGCAUCAGAAACGGCAGUCACCCAGGAAAACGUCGAUGCUGUGCGCAAACUCAUCAUUGAAGAUGGACAUGUGAUAUAUCGCGAGAUUGAGGCGUCCUUGAAGAUCUCAAAGACCUCAAUUCAAAAAAUUUCACAUGAAGAAUUAAGAAAAGCAACCAGGGUUAAUUGGUGUCAAAAAACGUUUGACCGUUUCAAUUUCGGAAACUCAAAAAAUAUGCACAGCAUUGUUGGUGGUGAUGAAUCGUGGAUUUACUGCUGUAAUAAACCAGAAAAUAAGCGACAGUCGGCUGUUUGGGUGUUCCAAGGUGAAGAAAAGCCAACAAAAUCAAAAGCGGGUCAUAUUGCAGCAAUUCCUCUUAAUGAGCAAAGAACUGUUACUGCGGAUUGGUAUACUACCAUUUGUUUGGCAAAGGUCAUCACCGAGCUUCGAAAAAUCAACCCCGAAGGAAGAAUCAUCCUCCACCAAGACGAUGCAAGCUCGCACACAGCCCAAAAAACAAGGCUGUAUUUAACGGAAGAAAACGUGGAAUUAUUGGACCAUCCUCCUUAUAUUCCCGAUCUUAGUCCUAACGAUUUCUUUACUUUAUCGAAAAUUAAAAACAGACUGCAUGGUCAAAGGUUCCAGUCACCAGAAGAAGCAGUUGACGCAUUCAAAAAUGCCGGUUUGAAUCUGCCAGCAAACGAGUGGAAUAAGUGCUUCGAAAAUUGGUUCGAGCGCAUGCAGAUGUGUAUUAAUCUUCGUGGAGAAUACUUCGAAAAACGAUAA